Messenger RNA from Vicia faba (fava bean), 1710 nucleotides. NCBI's taxonomy places the organism in Eukaryota, Viridiplantae, Streptophyta, Magnoliopsida, Fabales, Fabaceae. The record is from the annotation of a GenBank genome assembly.
AUGAUAACAUUAACAGAUUUCUACCAUGUUAUGACAGCAAUGGUGCCACUUUAUGUAGCUAUGAUCUUAGCUUAUGGUUCAGUCAAAUGGUGGAAAAUCUUCUCUCCUGAUCAAUGUUCAGGAAUCAACCGUUUCGUUGCAUUGUUUGCAGUUCCUUUACUCUCAUUCCAUUUCAUAGCCUCUAACAAUCCAUACAAAAUGAACCUACGCUUCCUCGCCGCGGACACUCUGCAGAAAAUAAUUGUCUUAAUCGCUCUAUCCAUCUGGGCUACUUUCAGCAAAAGAGGUUGUUUGGAAUGGACUAUAACGCUGUUCUCCAUUUCCACUCUUCCCAAUACUUUGGUUAUGGGAAUACCUCUCUUGAAAGGAAUGUAUGGUGAAUUCUCAGGGAGUUUGAUGGUGCAAAUUGUGGUUCUUCAGUGUAUAAUUUGGUACACUUUGAUGCUCUUCAUGUUUGAGUAUCGAGGAGCGAGAAUGCUUAUCUCGGAGCAGUUUCCAGAUACUGCUGGAACCAUUGUUUCCAUUCAUGUUGAUUCUGAUGUGAUGUCGUUAGAUGGAAGACAGUGUUUGGAAACUGAAGCUGAGGUUAAGGAAGAUGGGAAGCUUCAUGUUACAGUGAGAAAAUCUAAUGCUUCGAGAUCGGAUAUAUAUUCAAGAAGAUCUCAUAAUUCUCAUGCAAACACAACACCUCGUGCUUCAAAUCUGACAAAUGCGGAGAUAUACUCUUUGCAAUCUUCAAGGAAUCCAACUCCAAGAGGGUCAAGUUUCAACCAUACAGAUUUCUAUUCAAUGAUGGGUCGUAAUUCCAACUUUGGUGCUUCUGAUUUGAAGGGAACAACACCAAGAAGUUCCAACUAUGAUCUUCCCACAACGGGGAAUACUUAUCCUGCGCCGAAUCCUGGAAUGUUCUCUCCCAGGAAUGUUGCUGCUAAGAAGGCUAAUAGUAACGGUCAAGUAGCUGUGAAAACUGAUGAUCUUCAUAUGUUUGUUUGGAGUUCAAGUGGUUCGCCGGUUUCUGAUGUGUUCGGUUCUCAUCUUGAAUAUGGAGGAACAGGAACAGGAACUGGAAAUGGAACUGCUGUUCAAGUUCAUCAUGAUCACAAACAAGUCAAGUUGAAUCUCUCUCCCAGAAAAGUGGAGGGUGAAGAGGAGUACAUAGAUGAGUCUAGGAAUGAGGAAAGUGGAAAGGGGAACCCAAAAGCUAUGCCACCAGCAAGUGUAAUGACAAGGCUAAUAUUGAUAAUGGUUUGGAGAAAACUUAUCAGAAAUCCAAACACAUAUUCCAGCAUUAUAGGUUUAACUUGGUCACUAGUUUCAUUCAGGUGGAAUAUUGAAAUGCCUGCUAUCAUAGCAAAAUCUAUUUCUAUAUUAUCAGAUGCAGGACUUGGCAUGGCCAUGUUCAGUCUUGGUCUUUUUAUGGCUUUGCAACCAAGGAUCAUAGCAUGUGGUAAUUCUGUAGCAACUUUUUCAAUGGGAGUUAGAUUCCUUACUGGUCCAGCUGUCAUGGCAGCUGCUUCCAUUGCUGUUGGUCUUAGAGGAACCCUCUUGCAUGUUGCCAUUGUUCAGGCAGCUCUUCCACAAGGGAUUGUCCCAUUUGUUUUUGCCAAGGAAUACAAUGUGCAUCCUGAUAUUCUCAGCACAGGGGUAAUUUUUGGGAUGUUGAUUGCAUUGCCCAUAACGUUGGUUUAUUACAUCUUGUUGGGGCUAUGA